AUGGCGGACAGCGAAAAGGCAAGCUCUAUAGUAAACGUUCAAAUUUCAACUUUCUGCAUCACAUUCUGACGUGUCUUUUAUUGUUUAAAGGAAGUGGACGAGCAGCUGAAGAGAUGCGGCAUAACAAAAGAUAAAGAUGUAUCGGAACUUUACUUGGCAAACAGGCAAGUUUUUGUGUCUUGUCCACAUGUAGUUCAGCUAGAAAAUUGCUAAAACUGUUGAAAGAUAGAGCUCCUUUACGCUGCACCUCACUUAACAAUAAGAGGUUAUGUUUCUUGUGUUUUAUGCAGAGGUCUCGAGGAGGUAAAAGACUUUGAGAAAUAUAGAAAUUUGCAAAUUGUGUGGUUGAAUGGAAAUAAGGUAAGCAGUGAUCGAAGGCUGUCACUUCAGAAGCUUCUUUAAUAAUUGUAGUAGGGUGGGUAAACAGUACAGUCCGGAAGGGACUUCGUUCCCAGGGUUCUCUUCAACUCAUCCCUUGCUCCGUAAGGACAAGUAGCCGAGCCGUAAGGACGAGUAGCCCUGGUUAGCUCAGUUGGGAGAGCGACGGUCUGCUGAGCAGGAGGUUGCGAGUUCAAACCCCAGCUGGACCAACACUCAGGGUCUUUGAAUAACUGAGAAGAAAGUGCUGCCUUUGUAAUGACAACUGCAAAUGGUUAGACUUUCCAGUCUUCUCGGAUAAGGAUGAAAAACCGUAGGUCCCAUCUUACAGCACUUACACUGAUCUGUUCUUGUGGGAUGUUAAAGAACCCACACUGUUCAAAAAGAGUACGGGACAUACUCUUGGAGUACAGUGCUACAUGUACCUCCCAUUGAUCCUUUUCAAGAGAUUAUAUGAAUAAUUUAUAGUGGGUAUCUGGAUAUCGUGGACAAUACCCACUGAUGCAUCAUUUUUUAGUUUUGACAUGAUAACAAAUGCAGGUGAAGUCAUUUUAUUUGAUUGAAGAAAAAGUUGAAUUAAUGAUUGUGUCUUGUUCAAUAAUGCAAAAUUAAAGUGACUCUCAAAUCCAAAAUUUUUCCAAAAUUGCAAAAUUUAAGUGUCGCAAAAUAUGCAAACCAUCAAAGCAUAAAAUUAAUGUGUUGCAAAAAUUUCAUAUAAUGAGUUAAUAAAAAUUUUCCUUUUGUGUCUUAACCCUGAUAAUUUAUUUUCCACUAAUUAGGGUCAGAGGAAAUCCAGAGUUAAACUACGCUGAAAAAUUUCAACCUUGAUUUAAUUUUGUCCUACAACAAUUUCAGACCAAGAAGUAAUUUCUUGUUUACCUCAUACUGGUUACAGGGUAAUAAUUAAGAGCGGAUGUCUGUAAAUAUCAACCAGAGGUUGGAAAAAUAAAAUUUUUGAAAAAUCCCCCGAAAAAUUAUGUAGACUACCCUGGGUAUUCUAGUUAUGAAAAUAUAAAUUUUAGUUUCAUUGGAUAAAUAUUUUGGCGAUACGGCGAAUGCCAAUUUCGGGUGAUUGACGGCCUCCUCCAUACCGCUUUUUCGGGCCUCUAGACCGGGCUACAAAAAGACCACAAUUUCAAUUGAAUUCAAGUAUCAUGCAACCCAAAAGCUUCUUAUCGUAUUAAACGGGUUUUAAUACACAUUUUGAGUGGUCAUGUUCUUGAAUUGAUUGCAACUGGAAUAUUUUAUGAAUUUUUAAAUAUUUACAAAAUUUUAAAGAUUUUACGGUAGCAAAAUAUUGUCAAAUUUCAAAGGCCUAAAAUCACAUCCGAUACAUAAUUUUAAACAGAAAAAGACAUUCCACAUUAAAAAGCAAUCUCUAAGCUUUCAAAAUAUGUUUUCAAAACUCUGGGCAACAUAUGAAAUGAAUUUUUGGGAACGCAAAGUUCACGGAGCAUUUAAGUGUAAUUUGACCUUUCUGACUUGACAGAUAAGAGGUUCGGAGCGACACAAAUCAAUCCUCCAACAAAUGUUUCAGCCAAAAUACGUUUAAUUUAAGCAAUCUCAAGUCCCACAGUGAUACAUAGAUGUCUUAUAUACUUUAGGUGGAAAGUUUCACACCAUUUUCUUCAGCCGUGAAUGAAGAACUCUUACCCUAGCCUUCAGGUGCAUUAUUUGAACUCGCCUCGUCAAUGUAAGCAUUUGGGUCAAUUGAAGUUCUUAGCCGAAACAGCAAAGUUUUCAAAAUCUACACCAAUUAUCUAUCCUUUCUAGUAUAUAAAUAUAAUCAGGUCUACAAUUUGUUUGUUUGUACCUAAUGUGUCCUUGUUUGACUUCAUUUCUACAAUGAAACUGAGACAAACCACAGCGAAAUUCCCGCUCUCUCGACAUGUCACUUGCGACGUGAAAGAGCCGUUUUAGACUCGAUCGCAUUACGUAAACAUGACGCAGUGAUUAUUUCUGAUUGUGUGAAAAAAAAUUCAAUCUCUAACCUACAUGUUAUAGGUAUGCCAUUGAAUGAGCAGACAAUUUCAUUUUUUUUCUUACCAUGCAGUUUUACCGAUAGCAGGCUUGUGAUCCCCAAGCGUGUCUAUUAAACCGCGAUUCUUUCUUGUUUUUGUUGAUAGAUCUGUCAGCUUAGGAAAUCACCUAAUAAGUUUCGCAGUUAUUCUGCAACACGCUAUUAUGGCCUAUCAUGUACAAAGAGUUUAUAUAGUAAAAAAGCACGAGUUAGAAAAUCGUGCUACCCAUGUAUCUUGCCCUUGCGACACCAAUUCUUUGAUAGUGCACUCUCCAUGGUCUAAGCGACCGUAAAAUUCCAAAAAUAAGCCCUGGGGCUUAUAUUUUCCAAAGGCCCUUUUUUGGAGGGGCUUAUCUGUGGACGGAUAUUUGCGUUUCAAAAUCGAUUGGGCUAGCCUGGAAUUAAAUGUACCGUUUUUGCUUUGUUGUACUUUGUAUUUGAGGGCAAUUUUCCAAGUACAAGCCCCCGGGGGGCUUAUAUUUGGAGGGGCGAUUUAACGGAGGGUUUUUUGCGUUACCGAUUUGAGGGGCUUAUAUUUGGAGUGGCUUAUACAUGGUGGGUCUUAUUUUCGGAAUUUUACGGUAGUACACUUGUACUUACUGUACGACGAUAUUUACAGCAUGCGAAUAUGGAUAACUAGUUUUAGGCGAUUUUUGGUACAAGUACCAAAUACACGAGCGUAGAGUACAGGUUCGCAUCGGGAGUUCAACACCGCCGGCAGGCAAGGUACAUUUUAAAUCUUACUUUAAGCUGUCCACCAAUUGCACUUUUGUGGCCAUAAGGCAGGUAAAAAUUAUGAUAAAAAUACCUGUUAUCUCCAACGCUGUUUUAUCUUUAAUGAAUGGGGUUCAAAAGCGUGGGACGGUUGUUUGCAAGGUAACCCUAUAAAUGUAUUACACUCUAUAAUGCGUUUCUGACUAUUAUUAUUAUUACUACUAUUAUUAUUAUUAUUAUUAUUAUUAUCAUUAUUAUUAUGAAACAAAGUAUUAAAUAUAUUAUUAUUAUCGUUAUUAUUGUAAUCCAACUCAAGCAGUUAGCAAGGGUGGCAGAGUUGGUUUAGUGUGUGGCCCUCGGUGCGCGAGGUCCCGAGUUCGACCCCCGGUGACAUCACAUCCUUGUUUCAACUUCUCUCCUUUCUGUGUAGCUUUGACUAGAUAUAAAUGCCCUUAAAACGGAGCAUUGAUGGAGAGAGAGAGGGAGGGAGAGGGGGGGAUAAAAUAUGCGCACCGUCGACCUCAAGUUGAUCAGUUAUUACUGUCAUGAGUUAUCGACAUUAAAUAUGGUUGCUUUACCCUUUUUUUUAGAAAUUAUGAAGCGGACGCUGUUUGGCUUAGCCUACACAGCAUUCUAGGCCGCGCAAGGAAAAUACGCGAAUGGGAGGAGAGAACUCCUCUUCUUUUCUCUCAUCGUGCGUCUUCGACAUUUCCUCUUUCGCCCUGGUAUGUUGCAGAAUUGACUGUAAAGUGGCGCUCAACCGAUCGGUUGCUCUCUCCUAUGCGCACGUACUGUGUGCUCGGUUAUUGUGUAAUUUUCGGUCCUAGGAUUUUUUUUUUGGCUUCCUAGGGAAACUGAUAAGUCUGUGCUAAUAAAACUGCAUGGUAAAAAACAAAAAAAAAAAAUGAGAUUGUCUGCUCAUUCAAUGGCAUACCUAUAACAUGUAGGUUAGAGAUGGAAUUUUUUUUCACACAAUCAGAAAUAAUCACUGUGUCAUGUUUACAUAAUGCAAUCGAGUCUAAAACUGCUCUUUCACGUGGCACGUGCCAUGUUGAGCGAGCGGGAAUUUCGCUGUGGUUUGUCUCAAUUUCAUUGCAGAAAUGAAGUCAAACAAGGACACAUUAGGUACAAACAAACAAAUUGUAGACCUGAUUAUAUUUAUAUACUAGAAAGGAUAGAUAAUUGGUGUAGAUUUUCAAAACUUUGCUGUUUCAGCUAAGAACUUUAAUUGACCCAAAUGUUUACAUUGGCGAGGCGAGUUCAAAUAAUGCACCUGAAGGCUAGGGUAAGAUUUCUUCAUUCACGGCUGAAAAAAGUGGUGUGAAACUUUCCACCUAAUGUUUAUAAGACAUCUAUGUAUCACUGUAGGACUUGAGAUUUCUUAAAUUAAACGUAUUUUGGCUGAAACAUUUGUUGGAGGAUUGAUUUGUGUCGCUCCGAACCUCUUAUCUGUCAAGUCAGAAAGGUCAAAUUACACUUAAAUGCUCUGUGAACUUUGCGUUCCCAAAAAUUCAUUUCAUAUGUUGCCCAGAGUUUUGAAAGCAUAUUUUGAAAGCUUAGAGAUUGCUUUUUAAUGUGAAAUGUCUUUUUCUGCUUAAAAUCAUGUAUCGGGUGUGAUUUUAGGCCUUUGAAAUUUGACAAUAUUUUGCUAGCGUAAAAUCUUUAAAAUUUUGUAAAUAUUUAAAAAUUCAUAAAAUAUUCCAGUUGCAAUCAAUUCAAGAACAUGACCACUCGAAACGUGUAUUAAAACCCGUUUAAUACGAUAAGAAGCUUUUUGGGUUGCAUGAUACCUGAAUUCGAUUGAAAUCGUGGUCUUUUUGUAGCCACGUCUAGAGGCCCGAAAAAGCGGUAUGGAGGAGGCCGUCAAUCGCCCGAAAUUGGCAUUCGCCGUAUCGCCAAAAUAUUUACCCAAUGAAACUAAAAUUUAUAUUUUCAUAACUAGAAUACCCAGGGUAGUCUACAUAAUUUUUGGGGGGUUUUUCAAAAAUUUUAUUUUUCCCACCUCUGGUCGAUAUUUACAGACAUCUGCUCUUAAACAUUCUAACUUUUUAAUUAACACACUGUAUCUCUUCUUUGUGUAUUGUUACAGAUAAGAAAAUUGACAUGCUUUAGUUCAAACUAUCAACUACGAGAGCUGUAUUUGCAAGAUAACUUGAUGAUGGAGCUAAAUGGUUGUUUAAAGCACUUGACUUGUCUUCAGGUGUUGCUACUAAAUGGAAAUCAGUUGUUAAAACUUACUGAUGUUGUUCAUGAAUUGAGAGCCAUGCAGUGCCUCAAAAAACUUAGUAAGUGCAAUGUCAUUUGCUUUGGUGCUUCUAAUAAGGUUAGUAUUGAUCAAGGAUGAUUUUGUGACAGUUACUAGUUUUGGGGGGGCUUGGUACAAUGCUGACAUUUUUUUGAGUGUUAAUAAACUGGUUUUCCAGUACAUACACUAGCUGGCCUUGAAGCCUGUGUGGCUGCCAUUCAGGCUUUUGACCAUGAUAGAAAUUUUACCUUGAAGCUCAAGACUGUUUAGAACUGGAAGUAUCUGGAAUUCUGUCCCCUAUUGUGUAAAACACUGCAUGUAAUGACCCUUGAUGCAUAUUAACAACUUAAACUUUAUAGUUGGUGACAAACAGUUCAACAUUUUGUUGAUCGACAGAUUUUUCCCAUUCUCAUUGUUAAGCACCAAGUUGCAAAAUGUUGAACAGAGUACGUAGAACCCAUCUCUACAUUUAUUUCUUCUUAACAUGUGGACUAUGGUCUAAUUUAAAAUUCAGCAGGGUGUCAUGAACAAGCGUAGCUGUAACAUUUGUUGAUCAACAAAAUGUUCCAGUGUGUGUAUCUUCAACUCUAAGAGUACUGAUAACUUUUUUUAAAAUACAUGUACCUCUACCUGUAAGCUGCUUUUGCACUAAUAUUGUAAAAUAUUUUCAUAGAUCUUUUUGGUAAUCCAUUGGCUCAAGAAUAUGACUACAGAUCUUACGUAGUACAUCAUCUUCCCUCUGUUGAGUUACUGGAUAGGAAAGGUGUGCAAUAAACAGAAUAUAGUGUAAAUUGUCUUUCUUCCAUUUUUAAACUUCUUUGACUAGUUAUCAGUCAAGUUAUCAGUGUAAUAGCCAGCUGUAAAUAAUUUAUAAAUUCUUUAAACUGGGGCAACGUCAGAAAAAAAACUCUUUUAAUGUACAAUCAACUCCCUUUACAGCAGACACUUUAGGGAGCUCAAAUUAGUUCCUUAUUAGCCAGAGUCUGUAAUAAAUAAGGAGUUUAUUUCAGUCAAAUGUCUAUAAUUUAAUUUUACCUGGGAUUUAGUUGCUGUCCAUACAUGUAUUUCUUUCCCCAUGCUGGCAGCCAUGCUUGUUUUCCAGUCUCAGUCCAAAAUCAUCUUAUUUACCAUAAUGAUCUACUGGAUGCCUCCUCAAAUAAAUGCCUCCCAUACGCUUUUAAGUUUGUAUUAGACACCCUUCUCUAAUUAGUGCCCCCUUUCUCAUAGACACUUCAAUGACAAUUACCCAAAAAUACCAGGAAAUAGCAAAAAGGAGCAUAAUCAUGCCAUUUACACUGUAGUCAUUAAUUCUUGCUUGAUUAACAAAGGUUUGAACAUUACAUAUUUUUCAAUGUCAAGUUCAAAGAAAGGAUAGGUUAAUGAUGACAGGUUAAUGACCCUUAAUAAGGAUUCAGGCAUCGAGGUUGAAUAGUUUUGCAUGUUGAGCUUGCUACAGUUAUCAGAAUAAACGUCCCUCAUAUGUAUCAUUUUCGGUACUCAUUUUCAUGUUUUCAUCUCAAAUUUGACGUUACCUUAACACAUGUUAAUACUUACUUGAUAUCUUCACUGAAUGUCAAAAUAAUUUGUUUUUUUGGAACGUUUAGAAAUAACUAAAGAAGAAAGGGACAAGGCUCGAAAAAAAUAUGAGCCAGAAAGAGAAAAGGUAAAAGAGUCUGUGGCAUUUGGUCGGAGAGCAGAUGGUCCACCAAAGAGAGUCUACGCUCCUCCGCCUUCUGCAACAUUUGAAAGCUUGGGUUUUGAUCAAGGUAGGUAACGUUAGUUGUCUCUCUUGAUGAUUGAAAAAAAUACCUUUUUUUUAUUUUAUUACCUUCGCCUAUUACACGAAACAGAGAGAAAAAGAAAAAAUAAAGGAUAAUGAAGAUAAACUGAAACAAAGAAUGAUAAAUGCUUAAUUAGGGAUAUCACAACAGCGGUAAGCCAAUUACAGUGGUCCCAGAGUUCAAAAAAUAUUUUAAUAAAACAAACACUAAAGCAACAAGAUUGGACAAGAUUAUAACGAUUAAAAAAAACGACGAAGAUGGACAGACACAUUACGUGAAAUUUUACAUAGUGGACAGAUGGAUCGUGGGUCCUUUGGGUCGUAAUUAUGUUCUAAGGCGUCUACAUAGUACUUACCAGUAUACUCGAUGGAUUUGAAUUGACUGAUCUGAAGGUUGCAUGAAAGUUGAAGGUCGUUUGUUAAGGUGUUCCAGAUUCUAGCGUUUCUAUUAAAAAAGAUCUCUGAAAGGUGACAGUAUUACAUCUCCCUGAAAUAAAGUGAGUGAGUAACAUUAGGGUUACUGUUAGAUCUGGUAGUGCGAGUAACUAAAACUUGAGGAAGAACAGAAGGACUAUCUUUAACUGUGCCAGUUACAACUUUGAAGAAGAAAAUCGUCUAAAAACUUGUGCUAAUAGGAGAUAGCUAAUAAGUUAAGUUUCGUGAGCCUGUCCCUAUCUGUUUUGUCACAAAUAAAUGGAAGAUCCAGAAUAUACUUUGUAUUGCGCCUCUCGACGCACUCGAGGUUUCGAAUCAGAUCUUUAGACUGCAGAGUCCAGACUUGCGUAACAUAGCCAAGAGAGGAUCUUACUAGGGUGAGGUAUGCCGAGCGUCUAACCGUAAUGCUUUUGACGAGUCUAGUGUAAUCCCGGGGGAGGGGUACUUUAGGAAUUUCUGGGUGGGGAUGUGCCGCUGGGACCCUGGAACCCUUAACCUAUACUAGAGCUAGUUCAGCUGAAUUUUGCUACCCUAUACUAGAGUAAACUCCCCAAAUCCCCCUAUCCUAGAGUAGCUGUUUACCUAGUCUAGAUAAAAUCUUCAACCAACUGAUCAGUUUCCUGAAAAAUGACACCCUAUUCUAGACCCAAACGCUCUGAUUUAUAUACCCUAUCCUAGAGUAAACUGCUUGAAAACCAUACCCUUCACAGCGGCACAUACCUAUAUAGCCCAUAUAUGGCAGUAACCCCCUCCCCCGGAUUGUAAUAUAACGCUGAACCUGUGUGAAUUAUAAUAAAGAUUACCAAGAAGGAAAUCAAAAAAAUUAUUGUAACUUUUCAGUGCUUGUGAUGUAACAAAAAUUUGUGAUCUUAAAAGAUCAGUUUCUGUGUAAUAAGCUUGUAAGAAGCAGUUAUUUGACCACAUCACGUAUUUUAACGUAGUACGUAUGGACGUAGAUGCAAAAGUCUUACAUGUAGACGUCCGCAUAAUAGGUUGCUUUUGACUUUCAGCCUAGACAGAUGCUUGCCUUCGAAUACAGUUGCCUCUCCUCGCUCCUCGACUGGCGGCGAGGAGCGAGGAGGAACGGCUGUAUUUGCAGGCUUGGCAGAUGCUUUAUCUAUUUUAAACCCAUCUGUUCCCAUGGUCACAUUAAGAAGUCUUUAAGAUGUUUAUGCCUGUCGUCCUUCUCAAAAUGUCACUUUAGGUGACUUUACAUCUUUGAACUAUUUCCUUUUAUUUUACGUAGAGGGCUAGUUCGGCAUUUUUUGACUGAUGCAUGGGUUUUUUUUGUGAUUCAGAUGAUCAGGACGAGCAGGAAAGUAGAAUAUCUGAGAGCAUCACAAGGUUGGUAUUACAGCUCCUAAGCUGGAUAAUUGUGCCUGUUUCUGCUGUUGUAUGAACACUUUAGUUUACUUAAGGUACGGAAAAACAAGCGACAAAAAACAUGCAACUUAGUUUUCCAACAUUGCUGCAAAACGAGUUGAAAAGCGACGUUGCGUGUUUUCCCACCCACGUUCAAACUUGUCAACAACCUGAAUGGGUGCCAGACAUGUUUGACGAGGGUGGUAAAACGUUCAAUGUCGCUUUGCAAUUCGUUUUGCAGCAAUGUUGCAAACAAGUUGCACGUUUUUGUCACCCGUUUUUCCGUACCUUUAGUACCCGUUAGAUUUUCUGAUUGAGUAGAUUCACAAUCAACUAGCAGUUAUAGCUGCCCCAUACUGACUAGCCAACUUUGACAAAAUUGCCUAGCACAGUAAGAAUGCCGUCGACAAGCUUGGCGCGGGUGUGAUAACACGAUAACAGUGUUAUAACUUGAAAUUUGAAGAACAUUGCAUUCAUGACUUUUAUACGCGUGCACAUUGCAUGGAAAUCAAAAUCGCAACAAUGACAACAAGCUCACCUUUUGCCUCCCGUCCAUAAGUACCAAACAUUAAGGAUUCCAGACUAACUCGAAAUAAAAGCCAGCCGGUCUCACUCUGUGAGCACAUUUAACUUACUAAGAGUGGAGCAUCGAAAAAGGUUCCACACUAGAGCUGACACGAGCGAAAGCAAAAAGAUGAGGGCGUCACCACGUGAGUACUCGCGUUGAAGCGAGGCUAAUACUGAAACCGAGGCAAAUGUGUGCUAAAUCAUUCCUUUAGAUUGGGAUUUCUUUCUCUUUCGUCGAACGCAUCAAUAGAUGUGAAUUUUGUCCAGUUUGCCAUUUCGCAUUAGAAACGUUAGGUGAUGGUAAAGAACACCGCAAAAUGAUAGCUUGACUUGUAACAAGUAUGAACUUGUUUGGCAGUGAUAAUGGAAACGUUCUGGAGGAAGCUAUUAAAAGACGUGGACUUCAGCGCUCAGUCAUGCAGUACUCUACAUUUGAUUGGUCAUCAAUACCUCUGUCCCAAGAAAGAAGACUUGCACCAGAAAGUAUCCCAGAUCAACCGCGAAUACUUACAGUUCGCUUUAGGUAGACAGGACUUCUUGCGCUUCCCAGGCCAUAUCUCAGUGCUACUUAGUGCAAUUACUGCCGUCCGUGUUUUCAGAAUAGAAGCCUCAGAGAGAAAUUGGAUGCUUUGUAAAAAUGUACAAAAGUAUUUUAAAUAUUUUUUGCAAUGGCUGGAUCAAAUAAUGUAAGUACUUAUGAUUUGUAUGCUUAGAUUUUUCGAUCACUUUAAUCACCUGGAGAGGCCUUAUAACAGAAGAUCAUGAGAUUUGUUAAGAAUGACAAAGGAGCUGAUAACCGUAAUAGGUGGUCGUAUGUUAAAUGGUCUGAAACUUUGACAGUAGGUGUCAUGAUACUAUUUACAGUUUACUGUAACAUACAGACCUUGUACAUCAAACGCAUCAGAUGGGAGACUUUUCCACAUACGUACAUUGCAUCAGUACAACGGCCAAAAAAGUGUAGUUAUAAGGAUCGACAAGUGUUGGUUAAAGCCUGUAUGUCUUUUAUGUUCUAAAAGAGUCAAAAGGUCUGUCAGUGCUUCUCUCUUAAUUGCGGCAAUGACCACUUCUGACAGUAUGCAAAAAAUCUCCAAAAUAUUCCGUAAGUGAGGCUUUUGAUAGCAUCGUCAGAUACGUUAAUGAAUACAAGAAAGGAAAAGCAAAGGUAAAUUACCAGUUCUGAUAGUCACACGGUCCAGACCGCGAAUGACCUGGACCUACGAAGAAUCAGGCUUAAGGUAGAUAGAAUUUGAAAGAAAUGUGAAAAUUCGACGAAGAAUUAUAAAGGACGUAUAAAAUAAAACAGUUCCUCAUAACAAGUUUUGCCUUGGGUUUAUCUUUUUGAAAAUUGAUUCAGUAGUUUAAAUUACUAGAAUUAUCGCCAUUACCGUACGUCCUUCAGGGGCACCCUUUGCUGCUUCGCGAGCAUUCAUAUGAGACAGAAAUAACAAAACAGCAAAGACAAAAGCCACGUGAGGUUUCCCGAUGUUUCGGAC
Molecule: messenger RNA, 10994 nt
Organism: Porites lobata
Lineage: Eukaryota; Metazoa; Cnidaria; Anthozoa; Scleractinia; Poritidae
Source: the annotation of a GenBank genome assembly